Molecule: messenger RNA, 1679 nt
Organism: Ruditapes philippinarum (Manila clam)
Lineage: Eukaryota; Metazoa; Mollusca; Bivalvia; Venerida; Veneridae
Exons: 3
Coding region: 431-1045 (204 amino acids)
Source: RefSeq, a predicted model, not a curated record
CUUUUAUGUUAGACAUAAAAUAUAUUAUGUCUUUGAAUAGAAGGGAAUUAAUACUUUUCAAAUUCGUGUUACUUUAAACAGAGAGUACAUCAAUCUAAUGGAAUGGUUUAGAAAUGGUUGGGAUUUGAAAAACUAAAUAAUCGGAUAUUUCUGUGUGAAUAAUUAAGAAUAGAUAUCCUGGUAAUAAUGUAACAACUGCGAUCACGUGUCAUAUGUAAUAAUAUUUCAGUGCGUUCGUUGUUGGUGUUGUUUUUGUUCUAUCAAUUUAGCCGAAUGAUUAUGGUUACGAUGAAAAUGUAAUGCUUUUAAAAAUAAAAUGAAAGACAAAAUAAAUCCAUCCGGUUAAUACAACGGUGUAAAUAUCUAUAAAUGUACCUAAACCAGACGAAACUUUUAUAUGUACCAAUCUCACGUGCAUAAUUGAGUUUUGAUGAUGUCACCGAAGGCGGGGCUUAUCGGGCUUAUACCAGCAUUAACCGCUAUUUUAUUUCUAGCAGUGGCGAUUGGCGUGGAUAAGUGGCAGUAUAAGAACGAGCAGGUUUCUAAGUACGUAGAAUUUCAAGGUCACGGUGGGUUGUGGAAGUUUUGCAAUGACACAACAAGGACCUAUUCCCAGUCGAUUGGGAUGAAUGUAGUCAAAGUAAAAGAGACUUUGAUUUCCGUCUGUUAUGAUUUUACUGAUAUUUGUUCUCAAAGAAUGGCAUAUUACCUACGUGUGGUACAGUAUGCUCUGUUUGCUAGUAUAGCCUUUAUGUUUCUUGGAAUUCUUUUGAUACUCGUAAAACAUUGCCUGUUGAAAGAAUGGAAGCACGAGAAACAACAGAUGGUGUUGGGGUUCAUAUCUGCGACGUUUGCUUUUCUAACAGGUAUUCUCGCAGUAUUAGCGUUUGGGAUAUUUCAUGUAGAACUGGUGUUGGAAGGUUAUUCUCUCCAUGCUGGAUUUUACCUUACUGUGAUAGCGUGGCUGUUGUCCUGGGUUACUGGGUCAAUAUUUCUAGUGGAUAGUAUUUGCAUUGGAGCUAAAAUGUAUCCGGACUUGAAAUAAAUUGUACCAGUAGCGGCAAUGUACUGAUGCUAAUACAAGGGCAUAUAACCGUAACAUACAUUCUGUACAUACUCUAUGCUUAUUGUUUGUUCCAGGCUUGUUUUACUUUCGAAAGGAAACCCUGUUAAACUGUUUUGCAAUCCAGACACCAUGAUAUUCCAGUCUGGGUUUCAUAGAAAGUCCCAAGUCUGAAAUUAUAGAAAGUCCUAAGUCUGAAAUCAGUCUUAUGACCAAAACUAAGACAAUUUUGCGUUUCAAAGAAAACGUCCCCUAUUAAAAAAGAAAACUUAAGACCCCUAUGACUCUUGAUUUCUGAACAGCAAUGAUGUUAGGCAUUUACACAUUGCGAAUAAAACAAGUAUGUCGUAGUAUUUCUUAACCUUUCUCCGGAGAAUGCAUUUAUUUAUAGUAUACAGUAUACAUUAUUUGACUGAAGAUAAAAACAUUUAUUUAAAUGGCUUAAGUUAGUCCUAAAGUUAAUUUUAUGUACACACUUAGGACUUCCUAUGAAAGGCAAUCCAGUUCACUUAAAUUGAAAAAGACUGUACAAAAAUCCCAUUUUGCAUGCCUUUAAAUUAUUGAGAAUAACAGCUACUGUUAAAUCAUUUUUUUUUUCUUAUAAAUAAUAUCAGUA